UGCCCUGCGGCGGGACCCGGCUCCGCGCUCCCCCAGCCCACGGCCGGGCGCUGCCGGCUGCGCUGCCCGGCGGCACGGAGUUCAAAGUCUCCCCGCGCAACUUAGGUUAGGCGGCAGGACCUCUGUGGACCGGUGCGGGGCUUCCAGGGCGCGAUCGCGUUUCCGGCCUUUUGCCAGCUGCAAAAGCAAAUGAUUCACAAAACCCAACAAAAAUAAAACAAACUCGGGCUUACCUAAAAGUUAGGAAAUCUUUUUUUCUUUUUUUUCUUUCCGCCCCCCCCCCCCCUUCCCCCCUUUCUUUUACUAUUUUGUUCCCUAUGUGGAAGUCGCUUAUGAAUCGUGCUCGGUUCACUGCACGGGAAGAAGCAGCUUGUGUUCUGGAUCGAGGAUUUGCUGUUGCAAAGCACUCCAACUUGCAUGCAGUGGGGCAGCCUUCGCUAUUCUAACCGCCGUGGUGAUGUGCUGAGGAGCCCGUGCAUAGGGAUAUCUUUUGCAGCCACGGCACCGAAGCUACUCCUGGUGUUCUGCAUGAACCUUCAUUAGUCAAUUUGGAAAUGGACUUGCUGUCUGGAACCUACCUCUUGGCAGUCUUAUUAGCCUGUAUUGUAUUUCAAUCUGGAGCGCAGGAGAAGAACUACACAGUGCGGGAAGAACUGCCUGAAAAUGUCCUCAUUGGCAAUUUGCUCAAGGAUCUUAAUUUAACACUGGAUCCAGAUGUCCCCCUUUCCUCGCCACUACAGUUCAAGCUUGUGUAUAAGACUGGGGAUGUACCACUAGUACGAGUGGAGGAGAACACUGGUGAGAUAUUUACAACUGCAAACCGCAUAGACCGAGAGAAGCUGUGCUCUGGCAUCUUUAGUGAGAAUCGCUGCUUUUAUGAGGUGGAGGUUGCCGUUUUGCCUGAUGAAGUCUUCAGACUGGUCAAGAUCAGAUUCCUAAUAGAGGAUAUAAAUGACAAUGCCCCCCUCUUCCCAUCUACAGUUAUUAACAUCUCUAUCCCUGAAAACACAGCGAUUAAUUCUCGCUAUUCUGUUCCAUCUGCCAUUGAUCCAGACAUUGGUGUGAAUGGUAUUCAGCAUUAUGAACUACUUAAGCCCAAAACAGCUCCGAAAAGGACAUUUGGAUCAAUUACAAAUGAUCAGGGUCAGAAUGUAUUUGGUCUUGAUAUAAUUGAGACACCUGAGGGAGAUAAGUGGCCUCAACUGAUUGUCCAGCAGAUCCUGGAUAGAGAGCAGAAAGAUACCUAUGUGAUGAAAAUUAAAGUUGAAGAUGGUGGAAGUCCUCCAAGAUCUAGCACUGCAAUCCUGCAAGUCACAGUGACUGAUGUGAAUGAUAAUCGUCCAGUCUUUAAAGAGAAUGACGUUGAAGUUAGUAUUCCAGAAAAUGCUCCAGUGGGCACCUCUGUUUCUCAGCUCCAUGCCACUGAUGCAGACCUGGGCUCAAAUGCACAAAUCCACUUCUAUUUCAGCAAUCAGAUCUCCAGCUUGGCCAAAAAGCUGUUUGCUAUUGAUAAUGCCACUGGUCUCAUCACCAUAAGAGAGCCACUAGACAGGGAAGAAUCUCCAGUACACAAACUAACUGUUUUGGCAAGUGAUGGCAGUUCGACUCCAUCGAGAGCAACAGUGACUGUUAAUGUCACAGAUAUUAAUGACAAUGUCCCAUCAAUUGACACAAGGUACAUCAUCAAUCCAGUGAAUGGGACAGUGCUCUUGUCUGAGAAAGCUCCACUUAAUACAAAAAUUGCAUUGAUAACAGUAAUGGACAAGGACGCUGAUCUGAAUGGAAAAGUUACUUGUUUUACAGAUCAUGAUGUCCCUUUUAGACUAAAGCCAGUGUUUGAUAAUCAGUUUCUUCUGGAGACAGCUACAUUUCUAGAUUAUGAAUCCACACGGGAAUAUGCUAUUAAAAUAGUAGCUUCAGAUUCAGGUAAACCUCCCUUAAACCAAUCUGCAAUGCUCUUGAUCAAAAUUAAAGAUGAAAAUGACAAUGCCCCAGUUUUCACACAGCCUAUCAUAGGUCUUUCCAUCCCUGAAAACAAUGCUCCUGGUACUCAGCUAACCAAGAUAAGUGCUACAGAUGCCGACAGUGGGCGCAAUGCUGAGAUCAGCUAUAUUCUAGGUUCUGAUGCACCCCCUAUUUUCAAUCUUGACCGCCGUACAGGCAUUCUGACAGCAGUGAGAAAGCUGGAUAGAGAAAAACAAGACAGGUACUCCUUCACUGUACUGGCUAAGGAUAAUGGGAUGCCACCCUUGCAGACCAAUGCUACUGUGACAGUGUCAGUCCUGGACCAGAAUGAUAACAGCCCUGCUUUCACACACAAUGAAUAUAAUUUCUAUGUUCCAGAAAACUUACCCAUGUAUGGCACAGUAGGGCUUAUCACAGUAACAGAUGCUGAUUCUGGAGAGAAUGCUGCAGUCACUCUGUCUAUAUUAAAUGGUCGAGAUAAUUUCAUUAUCGAUCCACUUACUGGUGUAAUAAGACCUAAUAUUACUUUUGAUAGAGAACAGCAGGGGUCAUACACUUUUCAGGUGAAAGCGGUAGAUGGAGGAAGACUGCAGCGUUCCUCAACGGCCAAAGUGACGAUCAAUGUUGUUGAUGUAAAUGACAACAGGCCUGUUUUUGUAAUUCCUUCAUCAAAUUAUUCAUACGAGUUGGUUCCAACAUCAUCCAGUCCAGGUUCUGUUGUUACUAAAGUCUUUGCAGUUGAUAAUGACACAGGAAUGAAUGCAGAGCUCCGUUACAGCAUUAUAGGAGGGAAUUCAAGGGGCUUGUUUGCAAUUGACCAGUUAACAGGCAAUAUUACAUUGAAAGAGAAGGUAAUCACAUCAGAUCAUGGCUUGCACAGACUGGUGAUAAAAGUCAAUGACCUGGGUCAGCCAGAGUCUCUUUAUACUAUAGCUCUUGUGCAUUUGUUUGUGAAUGAGACGGUCACCAAUAGUUCCUACAUACAAGAGCUAGUGCGCAGGAAUAUGGAAACUCCAGUUGGCCAGAACAUUGGGGAUGGUGAGAUAACCCCACAAACCAAUGAUUAUGUCAAGAUCAUAAUUGCGAUUAUUGCAGGCACAAUGACAGUUAUUCUGGUAAUUUUUGUUACUGCGUUAGUACGAUGCCGCCAGACUCCCAGGCACAAAGUUGUCCAGAAAAAUAAGCAGAGUGGUGAGUGGGUUUCCCCAAACCAAGAGAAUAGGCAGAUCAAGAAGAAGAAGAAGAAGAAGAAACGCUCUCCAAAAAGUCUUCUUCUCAAUUUUGUGACUAUUGAAGAAUCUAAGCCUGAUGAUCCUGGCCAUGAGCACAUAAAUGGCACUUUAGACAUUCCUGUAGAACUAGAAGAACAGACUAUGGGAAAAUAUAACUGGGCCACUACACCAACCACAUUUAAGCCUGAUAGCCCAGAUUUAGCAAAGCACUACAAGUCUGCUUCUCCACAGCCAACCUUUCAAAUUAAACCUGAGACUCCUGUACCCCCCAAGAAGCACCAUGUCAUUCAGGAACUGCCUCUGGAUAACACCUUUGUGGUGGGCUGUGAUUCACUCUCCAAGUGCUCAUCAAGCAGCUCGGAUCCUUACAGUGUUUCCGAAUGCAGCUGUCAAGGAGGCUUCAAGACCCCAGGCCCCAUUCACACCAGACAGCACACAAAAGAAAUGGGAAGGCCACAAACUCCUUUAAAAGAAUCAACGCUGGAGCCAUGGACUCAGCCACAGCCUCAGCGCCGUGUCACGUUUCACCUACCAGAUGGCUCCCAGGAAAGCUGCAGUGACAGUGGACUUGGAGACCAUGAGCCCAGCAGUGGUGCCAGCACAUCGCACCCGCUGCCCCUCGGCUUCCCGCAGGAGGAGUACUAUGAGCAAGCAUCACCCAACAGCCGGACAGAAGGAGACGGAAACUCAGACCCUGAGUCCACUAUUGAAGUAAAUCUCCAGAAAGCCCUGGCUGAGGCCUCUGAAACCUGCACGCAGGAGUGUCUCAUCCUGGGCCAUUCUGACAACUGCUGGAUGCCACCUUCUUUGACACAGUAUCAACAAUCCAACACACCUUUGCCAUCAUUUGGCUUCCAGCAAAGCUGGGGCCGAGGAGCCAGGUCUGAUGGACGACACACUCUUGGGAGGCCCCUUCCAAAGGAUGACACUGACAAAGGCCAAGGUGGGCCCAGGCCCCAGUUCUACAACACCUGUGAAAGACAGUGCACCAGCGAAGAUCCUGUCAAAGUCAUCCCUCUGGCAAAUUUUGCCAUGUCCCACCAGGCAGCAGUGUCUGGGAGUAGCACUACGUUUAUCCAUGAGCACCAGCUAUAAAUGCGUAUCUGACAAAUUGGCUAUUUCAGGCUUUAAGGUGUUACUGUAUAUAGUCACAGCCUAACACUGUUCUUAGUGCAUAUACAAAUUUGUUAGGCUUGUGAAUAUUUAUGUAUAUAGAAUCCUAAAUUUAACUUGAAAAGCUAAAUCCUUAGGACUUAGUUAAAGAAAAUUCACCCCAAUUCUUAGUAAAAUAUAUAAAAUAGGGAAGAAAACUCAAAAUCCAGAGCCAAUCAAAAGAAAACCUUAAAAACCUGCUUAUUUUCUAAUAUGGGUCUAUAUGGUACAAAUAUCUGCUAGCAGGUCUUCCUCCCUGUUGAAAGCAAUUUCUUAAUACAGCUUAGGAAACAUUGCAGUAACAUAACUUACCAAUUUUUUUCUGUCUUCAUUGUUAUAAUUUAUAAAGUAUUCAUAGAUUUCACCUUCAUUUGCUUACCAAUAGAGAUCAAGUGGUCAAUUUCUUUUUUGGUUACCUUACACAAUAUAAAAAGACAUACUUUGGAAGGAUGGUGUACAUUCCUACCAAAACUUACUUUUCAUGUAAUUGAGAAGAAUGUACUCAAAGACAUGACAGCUGCUUUUGAUUUUAAUUUUCAGUGGUUGAAUCUACAGGUAUUUAUUCUUUGAAAGAAUGCAGUAGAUGAAAUAGAAAGCUCUUACUAGGCUUUUCUGUGUGAAAUAGACAACAGGACAGGAUGCAAUAUAGAUCUAAAAGUAUUACAAGAUUUUUUUUUUUUUUUUUUAAGAUUUUCCUUUCUGCAAUAAUAAAAGCAACAGUAUAAUGCAUAUGCUUUUCAGGCUAUGAGUCUAAUUUUUUUUAUUUUUUUAUCUUGCAGAGCUUGCUUUGGCUACUGUUCCUGUUAGUUGAAAAUUACAUGGGCACUGCUGAAAUCAGUAGGAAACUGGGGUAGUUUUUUGGCUGAUGUCUUAUUGUGGCUUUAAGCUACUGGUGUUUAAAAUAUUAUAGUGAUGUAUAUGUUUGUUUUACAGCUAUAAUCAAUCACCUAUUGCAAGUGUUCAGUAAAAGGUUAGCGAUAAUAUUAGUUACUUCACCCCAAACUUAGAAGAUAAAGGAGUAGUUGUCAUUGUAGCUUAGUUUAUUAUUAGAGAAUCACAGACAUUUCUCAGCAAAGAAAGAGGAAUCCAGGUAAUGAGUGCUGGAUAACUAUAAUUACAAACACACUCCAAUCAUAUUAUUUGACAAAGUCUCAGUAUGAUUCUCUGUAAAGAUGAGGAUUUUUUUUUUAGUGUUUUGUGAACUGGAUGGUAUAAUAGUAGCAGAAAUAAAACUAGUAAAUUCUGUAGUGGUUAAAAUGGAGAUUCCUUUCUUCAGUGAAAAAAAGAAAAAACACCACAUUUUCCUUUUAGCAUUCUGUUGCUGUUUAGCCAUCAUCAUUUACAGUGUGUACAUACCAAGAUCUUUUUCCUUAACAAACUGCAUAAUUUUGUUUAGUUUAUUACUACAUUAGAUGAGACAAUUGAAGUUGUGUGGAGGGAAAUUUGAAAGUUUAUGAAUAUUUCCCAUGGACAGAAUUCUAUGUAAGCUUCAUACUGUAACUUACGUGUAACAUAAAAAUGAAAAUGAAAUUUAAAAAAGGAGUGUAAAAAUGCUGUAAAAAAGCUGCUUGUAAAAUUUACAGAAGUUCAAGUUGUUGAGGGUUUCCAAUGAAUGCUAAAAGAGCUUCUAUUUUGUGCCCAGCAGGUAUAAGUAGCUUUAUAUAUUGUUGUCCCCACUGUAAAUCUAUUCAAAUCACAUUUACAUUUUAUGUGCAAAAUUAAACAAAAAAAAAAAGAAAAAAAAAGCAUCACUUUUAAUCUACUGGUAGGGUUUAAUUAAUAAACAUCAGAUUAUCUGACGAUGUACUUCUGGGUUUUUUUGUUUUUUUUUGUUAAUGUAAUUUUUUAUAAUGUUUAGAAAAGACAUGGCACACUGCUUUCUGGUUGCAUGUAAAUCCUGGGAGAAAAAAAACAAAACAGUCCUUUGGCUACUGACACACAACGGUUGAUACAGCUCAUUUUCAGUUCCAGGACAACUAAAAAUUUGACAAAUUAAUUUACACCUAAUAUAUACAGAGCCAUUUGUUGUUUGCUUUGGAGACAUCAUAGUUAGAAAAAUUCAGCAGUCCUUUUCAGGAUAUACAAAAAAGCUUAUCUGUAGUUUACACAGCCUUACCAAACACAUUAAUUGUGCAAAUUUAGAAUAAGGCUGGCAUAUAAUACUUCCUAUUGUAAGCAGUGGACUUCAGUUUUUAUUAUACAAGUCUGCUAUAUUGUGUGUAUAUAGAAUUGGCAGCUGCACUUGAAAACUCAUUUUUUUCCUCUCAACAGUCCUUUCUGACAGAAUAUUGUAAUUGAAAUUUAUUGGCAAAGCAAUCCAUUCCUACAGUUUUGCUAUUUUCACAGGAAAAGAUAAAGACACUAGAAUUAUAUUUUUUUU
Molecule: messenger RNA, 6729 nt
Organism: Lagopus muta (rock ptarmigan)
Lineage: Eukaryota; Metazoa; Chordata; Aves; Galliformes; Phasianidae
Gene: PCDH11X
Product: protocadherin 11 X-linked
Exons: 7
Coding region: 555-4292 (1245 amino acids)
Biological process (GO): homophilic cell-cell adhesion
Cellular component (GO): plasma membrane
Molecular function (GO): calcium ion binding
Source: RefSeq, a predicted model, not a curated record